Messenger RNA from Effrenium voratum, 1758 nucleotides. The record is from the annotation of a GenBank genome assembly. Lineage: Eukaryota; Dinophyceae; Suessiales; Symbiodiniaceae.
AUGACGGAGGCGCGAGAGAUCUCAAGGGGCGUGGAGGUGCGACCGGACGGCUUCAUCCAAGCCUUGGAUGAAGUUUAUGGCCAGCUGAAGGCAGCACACGAGCGGGAGAUUCAGGCUCAGCAUCAGAAUGACCUGGUGCACAUCCAGCUUCAACUUUCUCAGCUGCACGAAGCGCAUGAGCGCCUGCGUCAGGCGAAGCCCAAAAAGAGAAAGCCGAAGACCAACGCCCAACGCGCCCUUGAAGGCAACGCCCACCAAGAGCAGGUUGAAUCCCGAGGCUGUCAAGAGGACAGCGCCCGCACGCUCGGCCGCCAAGAGGACAGCGCCCGCAGGCUCGCCUCUUUGAGCGGGGCUCACUUGGAGGAGUUGAAGAAGGCACCCGCGGACCAGUCAGAAAAUGAAGGUGUCUUGGAAGUUUUGAAGAAAUUCACUUCCCAGAUCUCCCAAGCAGCCAAGGGCGAGGCGCCGUCUAUCGAAGAUCUGGUCGCGCAUCCAGCCUUCCAGAUCCUAUGCUCGGCGAUCAUUGUGUUCAACUGCCUUCGCAUUGCCUUCUACACUGAUUGGCUGAUCAAGAAUUCUUAUGCUCCGCUGGAGGGUCUCCAGAAGGGUGCGACCAACUUUGCGUGGGAUGCGCCCUUCGCUGUAUGGUUCUGCCUCGAGGUGAUCCUCAAAAUAUAUGCGGUUCGCCCUGGGAUCUUUUUCUGCGGUGUAGACAAGUACUGGAAUAUCUUUGACUCCAUGCUCGCCGUGGAGUCGGCUCUUUCUAUCGUGACGCGUUUGCAGUCUGCAAGGUUCUCGGCUUUGCGCGUCCUUGGCAUUUUCCGCGUGGCAAGGCUGGUGAAGCACAUGGACAUGCUCCAGGGAUUGCGGCGGAUGCGCGCGGUGUUUAUUGCCCUGUCCACUUCUGUGCAUGACUUUGCUUCGGCUGCCGUUGUGGUUGGUGUGGUUCUCUUCGCCUAUAGUGUCUUUCUGUCCAUUGCUGCGGUGAACUACUUUGAGAACAUGGAGCGGUUGAAUGCCACACACCCGCUGAGUGCUGAAGAGCUCCAGGAAGUUGCAGCGGUCAUUGACACCUUCGGAUCUUUGCCAAACAUGCUGGUGUCGCUAUGGGCAGCAAUCAGCGGUGGCAAUGACUGGAUGUCUUAUGGCGACUUACUCAAGAAAAUGGAUCCAACGCAUGUAUUUUUCUGGACGUUUGUAUGCUUCACUGCCUUCAGCGUGGUUGGCUUACUCAAUGUGGUCACAGGCGUCUUCGUGGACCGUGCUGUGAGCGCUGCCGACGCUUGCAGAAGCGAGGAUGAGGUCACAGCGUCACAGCGAGCGGAAGAAGAGGAGGAGGAGAAAACUCUGAUGAAUGCGUUGCAGAAAAUGGAUCAAGAUGGCGACAGUGCUAUCACUCGGAAAGAGCUGGGGGAACACUUGAAGGAGCGCAAUCACCAGGCGCUUUGGAGCCACCUGGGCAUCACCCCAAAGCAGGUGAAGAUGACGUUCGAGCUGCUGGAUCGGUGUGAUGGCUUGACGGGAACGAAUAAAAUUGACAGGCUCCUACAUUUUACGCGGCAGUGCAAAGGUCCAGCGUCCCACAUUGACAUACUCAGCCUGAUGUAUGACCACGUGCUGCUUUCAACCUCGGUGCACGAGAACUUCACGAAGCUCCAGGAGAGCGUUGCAAAGCUGCAGUUCAAGCUGGAGAAGACCGGCUUGAGUCCCCUCGAACCCUGUGGUGGGGGUUCGAGGCGCUCCUCAGGCAUCGAAUGA